Fundulus heteroclitus (mummichog) is the source of this 4537-nucleotide messenger RNA. It is a transcript of the gene tdrd7a, whose product is annotated as tudor domain containing 7 a. The transcript is spliced from 22 exons. The record is from RefSeq and is a predicted model, not a curated record. Bases 226 to 3990 code for a protein of 1254 amino acids. Gene Ontology annotation, biological process: spermatogenesis. NCBI's taxonomy places the organism in Eukaryota, Metazoa, Chordata, Actinopteri, Cyprinodontiformes, Fundulidae.
UGAUAAUAGUGUGUUAAACAAGAUAUACAAAGUUAAAUUAACUGAUGUUAGAUAUAUUUAUAUUUGAAUCGUCAUUACAUAAAAUUACAUAAAGACAUUCGGGGUGGUUAAAAAAAACGGACCUAUCAGGCUCUUCGUCUUCGAUCUUCAGGGCGUAACCGUUUUUUUCUGCGAAGAAGAGGAGAGUGGACGGUUGGCUAUUCCAAAGAGACUUUGUCAAGUAAGAUGUCGGACACCGAGUCGGUAAAGAAAAUGUUGAGGGCUGUCCUCCAGUCUAGCAAGACUGGUGUGUCUGUCAAUAACCUCCAGUCAGAGUAUCACUCACUGUGUGGGGAGUUCAUCCCACUGAGGAAGCUGGGCUUCUCAAAGCUGGAGGACUACCUCAAAAGCAUUCCCUCCGUGGUGAAGCUGGAGAACCGCAUGGGAGAGCUGAGAUGCCUUGCUGCUGUGUGCGCAGAGACGGCUCACAUUGCUGAGCUGAUUGCCAGACAGAGGAGCUCAAAGAAAUCCGGCCGCUCCCAGGUCGUCAACUGCAAGAUGAGAUACAAACCCUUCAAUCCCUACAUGCUUAAUGUGUUCCCACAGUCCUCUCUCCGCCAGCCAUCCGCUGGGAAUUAUUCUAAUUGGACAGCAAACCGCUCGGGGCCCCGUGGCGGACACAGGGGCUGCAGUGCCUCAGGAGAUUUUAGGCAGCUGGACCAAAAGUUGAGAUUGGUCACCCCCGUUGAACAUAGGGUAUCGUCUCCGCCACCAGCUGCAAAAGAGAAUGUCACACCUGAAAAGAUAAAACAGUCUCCGGUGAGCCCUGUAAACAAGAAUCCCAGAGCAGGCGCUCUGAACCAAGUCUCUGUCCGGAGCAAACCCCAGAUUGAUCUGGAUCCGUAUGACGUGGCGCUGGUGCAGAGCAGAGUAAAGCAGCUUCUGGAGAGAUGCCCUAAUGGAGUGUGGAUGUCCAAGCUGUCGGAUAAGUACAGUGAUAUGUUCGUGCAGAAGCUUCAUCCUCAGGCACUCAUCGAUCUGGAUAAGUGGCCACAUAUCUGCAUGGUGGAGAAAGCCUGCAUCUCUAACCGCGGCGACCAACUCAUCUUCCCUCCUCUGCCUUCCUCGUCCCCUGCCAGCCCCGUCAGCAGCAACAACUGCUCUCCAGUGUCACGCCCCAAUUCAACACUUGUUUCUUCUCAUCCCUCAGCAUCUAACCAGCUUUCUAAAACGCCGUCCCCUUCCUGUAAAACGCCGUCCCCUUCCUCUAAAACGCCGUCCCCUUCCUCUAAAACGCCGUCCCCUUCCUCUAAAACUAGAGAUUCCCCCAGAAGCCCCCUGGCUAGCCCCACCUUUAUUUUUCCUCCACAGUCUGGUGCUGCUGCUUCAGGCAAAGUGCUUCCAUCAGUGACAUUACGCAGCCCUGCCCCGAACCCGGCUCUAGCUCCCCGACUCCCCCAGGGUGCUAAUCACACUGUAUCUGCAGGCGAAGACGGUAAAAGUCAGACCUUUCCCACAAUUCCUCCAAACCGAAGCGCUCCCCUUUUAGCCCCUACCUGGACCGCCCUCGCGUCGACCAACGCGUCCUCUUCCUCUUCCUCACUCCAGCCCGACCAAGACGUUCUUCCUCUUUUGAAAGCCACGUUCUCGUCCCCUUCCAGUUCUGCUCCCAGUCCUCCCUCGAAGCCUUGUCCUCUCGUAGUGUCCGACGAGGUGCGUCAGAAAAUAAAGGAGCUCCUUUCAAAGUGCAGUAAAGGCCUGUGGGCCGACGCGCUGCCCAGAUUCUUCAUGGACGUGUACAAGACGCCCUUCCCUGAAGAGAUUCUGGAUAACCUGUGUGUGUUGUGUGACAUUUGUACCGUGGAGUACCCGUUGCCAAAUAACAAGAAGAAGGCAAUUUUAUAUUACUCAAGCGAAGCUGACAUGAGCCUGACUAACAGCGAGCAGACCAAAACCAGCCCACUCCCUUCUGGGUUGGACUUACUGGGUCCUGUGAUUCCUCCGCCGCUGACCCGGCCCCAGGAACACUGUCCUUCCGUGUUGGUUGCCGAGGCCAAGAGCACCAACGCGCUCACCAUCCGGUAUGUAGGUCAGAACUACUCAGAUGCUCAGGAAGCCAUGGAGGAUGUCAUGCAGACCUUCUACACCAAAAACUCCACAAGCAUCCCUGUAUGUGAGCCAGUGGUUGGUCAGCUGGUGGCAGUCCUUGGGGAAGAUGGAGAUGAGGUGGGCAGAGCGCAGGUGAUGGAGGUCGUGAACGGCAACAAGGUCAAGGUGUUCUAUAUGGACUAUGGCUUCUCUGUAGAGACCAGUAGGAAAUGUCUCCUGGAACUGCAUCAGGACUUUCUCACUCUGCCCUUCCAAGCUACUAAUGUCAGGCUAGCAGGGUUGGAGGCGUUCAGCUGUGACCCAAAAGUGCUGUCCACUUUGGAUAAACUGGCAGUGGGAAAGAUCCUGCGGAUGGAGACGUUGAAGCCACGUCAACACAACGAAAUGCCCACAGUGGUGCUUUACGAUACAUCUGAAGAGGAUGAUGUGAACGUCAGCUCCAUGUGCCUGAAGGCUCUCCAGGACAAUACGAUGAAUAACCCGCUGUUUGAAAAUGUCCUUCAGGAUGUGUUUGUGUCAAGCAUGUGUGCAGAUGGGAGUAUCAUCUGCCAGCUGCCCUCCCGAGGAACAGCCAGACUGAAAAAGCUACUGGAGGACGUUGAAGCUUUUUUGACAUCCCAGGUCACUUCAGAGUCCCUGGUUUGCAGACCCUUCAGCGGCAAGCUCUGUUUAGCCCGAUACAAGGAUAAAUGGGCCAGAGCGGAGAUUACGUACAUGCACGACAACCGAGUGAUGGAGAUUCUCUUCAUUGACUUGGGAGUCACAGCGACUGUUACGUUCACCGAAGUUCGAGAGAUUCCUCAGCAUGUUUUAAAGGAAUAUAUCAUCAUCCCCCCACAGACUGUCAAAUGUCAACUGGCUGACCUCACCGUUCCAGAGGAAGGCUGGAGCCAAGAAGCCUUGUCGUUACUGAAGGAGACUGUUCUAGGAGCAAAAGAGCUCAAAAUGAAGAUUUCAAAAGUAGAAGAGAUCAAAGGAGACAAGGUGAUCUUUGUGUACCUCUUUGAUGUUGGUGACAGUCAGGAGUUGCACCAAAGUAUCAACCAUCAGCUUGUCAAGUCCGAGCUGUGGCAGAAAGUGUCAGCGCAGAACAACAACACACUGACCUGCCGUGACAACAACAUUGUGGACACAGAUCUCACUGCUCUCAUGGAGCGGUGGACUCUGGGUAACCCGGUCCUAAACCCCCUCAUCAAAGCCUCAUCUGUGCCACGUGGCAACGUAGAAGAUGUAGCACUGAAAAGCAGAAGGGAGCCCCUUCCAUUGCCCCCUCCGCUGGACCUCCCCCAGCCUGGUCAGAACAUGGAUGUGUUUGUACCAGUGGCGUGCCACCCAGGUUACUUCAUAGUACAGCCUUGGCAGGACCUCCACAAGCUGGUGGUGUUGAUGGGAGAAAUGGUCCUUUACUAUAACCAGAACGGAAACACAAGCACAACAAUGCACAUCCAGAAAGGACACAUCUACGCUGCCAAAUUCAACAAGAAUUGGCACCGUGUGCAGUUGAAAGGGAUUCUGGCUAACGGGUUGGUUUCUGUCUACGACUUGGACUACGGCGAACACGAGCUGGUCCCCCGCACUCAAAUCCAGCCUCUGAUAGAGGAAUUCAGACAGCUGCCCUUCCAGGCUCUUCCUGCACAACUAGCAGGUGUGACACAACGGCAGUGGUCAGAGGAGGCCUCUGUGUUGUUCAGGAAUCAUGUGGAAAAGCGACCGCUAGUAGCUCAGGUGGAGAGCGUGCAGGAUGUGCCCGAGGCUAAAGGUGAGCUGCGCGAGCGCAAGUUGACGGUUUACCUGGUGGACACUUCAUCGGAGAAGGACGUCUGGAUUCACAGCAUCAUGGCCGACAUUGGAGAUGAGCUGUCUUCUGCUGCAGAGGUGUCCACACAGACAGCAGUAGAGUAACCAGACUCUUGGACAGAGAUGUAAAAACAAGCUCCUUUUGUUUUGAUUCGUUGUAAAAUAAAAAGCAUGAAAGGAUUUUGGGGGUUACUUCCCUGGAUUCGGUUGUUUGUUAUUUUAAUUUUUUUUCCAGGGCUAAUAAUCAGGCUGUAUUUAGGCCUGAGUGAUCUAUCAUUUGUGGUAGGUAUGUUGUCUGUAAAAGAUGGUUACUUUUCAUUUAAGGACAGGAUGAAUAUGAAACACUUUUCUAUAGCUUAGUGUUACCAAUCAGUCGCUAAAUCAAACCCCAUACUCAGGACUGUUCAAAUUUGACCGAUUUAUAUUGUUUUUGUUUGUUUGCUGUGACUUUUGCAUGCCAUACUUUGUGUGUUUUUGUGGGAUAUGCUGCUGGUUAAUAGUUAAACUACUUUAAUAUACUGCAUGUUUGUACAUGGUUGUAUUUUCAUUAAGCAUUAUGGUUCAUAUUUCAGUGUUUUACUUUACUAAAUGUGUGUAUUUACACAUAAAGGGAAAUUAAUCCUGUUCCUGUUUGAAAAUAAUAAAAAAAAGU